UUGCAAGUUGUAUUGCAAUUUGCAAGGUGUCACAGUCGCGUCAUAGUUCUGUUGAACCUUUCGUUUCCUUUUGCUCUUCAAUUAUUGUAUUUUUUUUUUAAAUCACGUGUUAACACAACAUUCUAGUCAUAUAAGUAUUACCGAAUGUGUUCAAGCGUUUUACAUCUUAAGUGAAUUUCAUCUGUAAAAAAGUACCAAAAUGAGCGGCUGGCGGACAAAAGCAGACCUGCUGAAGGACCUCAACGAAGUGAACGGGCGCCGGACGGGGAUUGAGCACCUGGACCAGCAUGUGGUGUCCGGGGAGCGGCCUCCGCCUAUCUGCCAUGAAAUACCCGAUGAGAAUGAGAUGGACUACUUCUUCAGAGGCCACGGAGCGUCCGGAGACGAUGGCACGGGCCCCGACCUGGCCGGCAUCUCGACCAUGCUCAAAUUGGUCAGUGAUUUGGAUGAAACAAAAGAUAAUAACGAUCCAAUUACUCUAUUCCGAAAUAGAGCAACAGACGAAAUAAGAAUAAGUAAGCUAAACCCUAACGCCGGAGAGUAUAUUCCUGGCAGUGGCUUCACCAAAAAUAUAAAUAUUCCAAAGUAUUCUCCAAAGAAAAAUAAUAAUAUUCAUGGAUCUAAAACUAAUAAACGGACCGGUAAUGAAAACAUAGCUCCAUCUUAUUCAAAUCUCAACGAAACAAAACAGAAUGGACUCCCAAAUUUUAAUAAUAACAUGUUUAAGAGCAAAAGUGUUAAAAAUUCACAUGAAGACAAAAUCAAUGCAACUACUUGCGAAACAAAACAUGAAUUAUCAACAUUCAAUAAUAUAAAUAUGUUUAAAAGUAAAAGUGUAAAAGAUGUACCAAAAAUUGAAUGCAUAGAAUCAAAUACAAAGAAUGUGCAACCUGAAUUAAAAACUAGAAAGAAUGAACAAGUAAAUACAAACGGAAAUUUACUUGUAAACGGGCUUCCAAAGAGGCAAAUAGAAAAACCUAAAGCAGAUGAAAUGAAAGAGCUACAAGAGAAAGUAAAAUCCACAAUUAUAGCAUCAUCGGUUGAUAAUUCAUUGCAAACAAAAAGACAAAAAAACGUCGCUAUAGCAACUUUGCUUAAACUCGGUGUCGUACCUGAUGAAAAGCCAGUAAAAUUAAUAAAGCCUGAUUAUUUCGAGAAACCUCCAACGAACGAAGAACAAAUUGAGAAUAAAGUUAGUGAUUUAAAGGAAAUGCCUUCGACGUCAAGCAGUGAAACCAAUGUUAAUUAUGUUGAUCCGGAUUCAAUAUCGAAAGUGAAUGGGUGGUUUAACAGCAUGGAGUGUCCGAAGCCAAAGCCGCAGUUGCAGGAGCCGUUAGUGCUGAAGGAUUGUAUCACAUUUAAAAAGAAGACGGCUUCGAGCGUCACAUCUCGCAACACAUCAACAAGUACCACAGAACCCACCAAAGACCGUGAAGCCAAGUCCUUCAAACCGUCCGACCACGCCACCGAACUUUUGAAAAAGUAUGAGACCAACGCGCAACAACAGAAGUUUUUGAACGAAGACUUAGGGACCCGGCUUGAAAGGCAGCUGAGGGAACGGGAUGAAGUCGUGAGACAGAAGAUGCUGGCUAGACAGAACGCUGGAUAAUAAUUAGGUACGAAGUGAGUGAAUUUCUCGCAAUAUAACGAUGAAAUCGAUAAAUAUGGAUUAUUAUCAGUGAUACAAAUAUUAGCAUUAUUUUAUUUUAAUAUUUUAACACUAAAUACUUUUGUAUUUGAUAUUUUGAAAUUUGUAUCUAAUUAUGAUUAUAUUUUAAAUACAUUAUUUUACUAAGGGCCUGUUUCACGAUUUCCAUGUAUUGGCUAGCUAAUUAACAAAUAAAUCAACUGCCAGACAAAAAUUCCUGCAAAUCUUUGCAUCUGCCAGUUAAGCCUAUUUGAAGAUUGUGAAACGCCAACGAUUACUUUAUUCGUCAGAUAAGUGGCAAGUAUAAUAUUUUUCUCAUAGCUUGGCUUCGGUGACAGCUGUCAUCUCAAUACAAUUUCUAACCUUAAAAUGCCAAAUUGGAUUGAGAUGACAGCUGUCACCGAACGCAAGCUAUGUGAAAAAUAUAGCUUAUUUAGGACUUUACUUGGACAUUGUGAGAGGCCCUUAAACUUACAAUGUAAUAAUUCCUGAAUAGUAUGGUAAGGUAAGAUACGUUUUUGUAUUUUUUAUUAUUGAACUAUUAUUAAUACGAAGUACAUAUAGUUUAAAUGUGAUUGCUACAUACAUCAUGAAUGAAACACGUGUGUCUUAAGAGGCUGUCAACACCCAAUGUCCUUGAAAUUGAUGUUACUUAAACAGUUUUUUAAGAAAGACUAUUUGUUUUAGUCAAGUAAGAAAAAUAUAUGUUCAUAUUAAUUAUAUUUCAAAGACCGUGGUCGUACUCGAUACACGAUUGAACGAAAUCGGCUCGAUAGAAAAUAAUUGCAAAGAUUGGUCUUAAAAUCAGUAAAAUCACAAUUAAACGGUUUUAUGUCUUUAUUGUUUUGACUUAUGGGUCUGCGAUUAAAAUCACAAUUUCAAAACAUUUAUAUCUAAACCGUGGUCGAGUUAAAUAUUACACUAAUAAUCCACUUUUUUUUAUUUAAAUAUUUUUCUUAUUAUUCCCUUGCCCAGGCCCAGUAACAUGCGACAGUGCUAUCUCAUUUACUCCAAUACAAAUAGACAGUGUGCGCGCUUUAGGUAUUGACAGCCUCUUAAUGCCUAGCUAUAGUUUGGCCCAGGACUGUCUCAUUUCAAACAUAGACAGAGAGAAUCAUACUGCCCUUGUCUUACACUUGUAUUAGCACCCAAAAGAAAGGGAUGAGUAUAGUUUUCCUAGUUCUUACUGAUUGACAAGUUCUGUUUGCUGGAACAUAUUAUUUGUCUUUGUCACUACUGACAGUUUCUGGUCAUCUGCCCAUCAUGGUAUCUUGUAGCUUUGUAAGUCGAGUCCUAAAAUAUCGACACGGGAAAUUGCCAAAAAUAUGUGUACGGUCAGUAUUGAUAUUUUAAAUCGUGGCGACCCACAAUAUUUAUGAUUUUUGACUUA
Molecule: messenger RNA, 3038 nt
Organism: Cydia pomonella (codling moth)
Lineage: Eukaryota; Metazoa; Arthropoda; Insecta; Lepidoptera; Tortricidae
Product: general transcriptional corepressor trfA-like
Exons: 6
Coding region: 200-1609 (469 amino acids)
Source: RefSeq, a predicted model, not a curated record